This is a messenger RNA of Synchiropus splendidus (mandarinfish), 3921 nucleotides long. RefSeq names its product UDP-N-acetyl-alpha-D-galactosamine:polypeptide N-acetylgalactosaminyltransferase 14 (GalNAc-T14) (gene galnt14). NCBI's taxonomy places the organism in Eukaryota, Metazoa, Chordata, Actinopteri, Syngnathiformes, Callionymidae. The transcript has 14 exons. The record is from RefSeq and is a predicted model, not a curated record. Gene Ontology annotation, cellular component: Golgi apparatus. The coding region runs from base 1680 to 3350 and encodes 556 amino acids.
CAGGGGGCGGGGCCUCACACGCAGCCCUAGCCCCGCCCCCACUGCCACUUGGACGCCGCACUGAACAGUCUGGUUCUCAUGGUUUUGGGUCGUGGGCGGAUUCUGAUCCACGACUGCUCCUCAGGGCGCCAUCGCCGGGUCCCACACGUGGCUCCGCCCCCACAGGCACCUGGACCGUCGUGACGCUCCCUGGAAUCAGGGAAAGUCCCUUGUAAAUAGGUCCCGUUUGGUGUCUUGAUAUGUAACGUCUGGUGGCCAGGCCGGCGGCGACCUCCUGUCCUCGCCAAGGUUGGUUUCACGGCAUCAGCGCACUUGUUCUGGCCGUCGCCUUCUCAGGCGCUUGCUGCUGCCACCGGCGUGUCCCAGCAUCUAACCUUUACGUUGUGUGAGCGACUCGCCUUAGUUUAGACUCCGUUUCCUGUCCAGCCUUCUUUCUUUGGUCUGAAUAAAGUGGAGGAGACAAAGACGCCGGCGAGUCUCUGUGUCCUCGUGGCGGCUCGGCUUCUGUCUCCCUCCUCCUCUGGUUUGUUCACAGCAGUUUGUUUUUUUUACCAAUUUAAACCACUGUUGGUUCUUAGUUUCUUUGGAUCAGAAUUCUGUUUCCAGGUGAUUCUUUCUUGGAAAGUUCAGUUCCUGGAAACAGCCUUUUUCAUGGAAUACAUCUUUUUCCCCAUUACUCUCAGUUAAAUGUGGUAUUUUCAAGGUCCAACAGUCAUUUUGAAUUUCUACUCUGUUGCUCUCAAGUUUCGGCUGCUUGUGGCCCCGACCCCUUUUCUUGACGUUGAACUUUCUCUGGUGAUGUUUGUCACGUGGAUGCUGUGGCUGCUUGGUGUCUCUGGGGGAACCAUCACACAGGCCUGGAACACUUCGGUCGGGAUUCCGGAGCGUGUGUUCAGCGUCUAGACGUCAUCACUCGUUUCAGCCGAAUCAUUAUGACCACCUGGCUCUAACGUUUCCCCCGGGCCUCGUGGCCGUGCCCGCCUGCAGCGGGACGGACAGCAGGUGGCGCGUGGGUCUGAGCAGGUUCACGCGCUGUCCUCAGGGUCGCUCCCGCGGUGACGUGAUGAGGCUGUGGAGCCGUCAGUGCGGAUCGUCGUCUUCAACUGCAGCGCGGUGGGUUUGGGAUACUUCCGGUGCUUGUUCAGAAACACGAGUCUUGUUUGCCAAACAUGACGGUCGCGAAUGGCGGGAGUGUCGGUGUCUCGUCUGACGAUACUUUGGUUGGGGUUUCUAGUCUGUAUGUCCGGAACAUGACUCGGAUCUUCCGUGAAGAAAGACUUGGACUCGGUUCUUUGGCCCCCAAGGAACACGUGAAGCAGCUCAGAACUGAGACCCCGGGGCGGGUCUCUGGCCAGCACCCAGCUGAUCUCCGGCAUCAGAGCGAUUGUCUCUUCAGGGUCGGCGGUUGUCAGAGACGCGCGCUCCACCGAACCGUGACACCCACGAACCUUUGACCGUUUAUUCUUGUUUAGACCCCGGCCCCCUCCUCGCUCCUCUUCCCCCCCGGGUGAACCGAGGGCCUGAGCAGCGGUGGCAGUGCUGCGGCCGGCCAGCAGGCGUCGCUCUCCUCCGGUGAGUGAGCGGACUCCUCCCCUCCUCCCCCUCCUCUUCAUCCUCUCCUCCUCUUUAAAAUGGGACCGUGGGAGCGAGCGGGCGCCGCCGGCUCCUCCUGACCGAGAAUGAAGCGCGCGUGUCGGCGGCUGGCGGUGGCCGUGGCGGUGCUGGUGUGGCUGGGAGCCCUGGUCUACCUGCUGGUGCUGAGCCGGAGGAAACUGCCCGAGCUCGGAGCUGGACCUGGCGGAGGCGCGGAGGAGCCCAAGCAGAUCUCGGAGGCGGACUGGGACGACAUGCUGGACGGCUUUGAUGAGAGAAGCUACCUGAGCGUGCGCCGCUGGAGGCCUGGGGACGACCCGUACCGGCUGUACGCCUUCAACCAGAGGGAGAGCGAGCGCGUCCCCAGCAACCGGGCGCUGCCGGACACCCGCCACCACAGAUGUUCUGCUCUCCAUUAUGACUCUGAUCUUCCUUCCACAUCGAUCAUCAUCACCUUCCACAAUGAGGCCAGGUCCACGCUGCUGCGCACUGUCAGGAGUGUUUUAAAUCGAACCCCAGUUCACCUCAUCCACGAGGUCAUCCUGGUGGACGACUGCAGCGAGGACGAAAGUGACUGUCAGCUCCUCACCAAGCUGCCCAAGGUCCGAUGCCUGCGCAACCACCACAGAGAAGGUCUGAUCCGCUCCCGAGUGCGAGGGGCUGAUGCUGCGAGGGCAGCCGUCCUCACCUUCCUGGACAGUCACUGUGAGGUCAACAGGGAAUGGCUGCCCCCGCUGCUGCAGAGGGUCCGGCAGGACUCCACCCGGGUGGUCAGUCCCGUCAUUGACAUCAUCAACAUGGACUCCUUCUCCUACGUGGCAGCGUCGCCUCACCUGCGCGGAGGGUUCGACUGGAGUCUUCACUUCAAGUGGGAGCCGCUGUCAGCGGAGGAGCGAGCUCGUCGGACCGACCCGACCCAACCCAUCAAGACCCCCAUCAUUGCCGGAGGGCUCUUCGUCAUCGACAGGUUCUGGUUCAACCACCUGGGUCAGUACGACAAGGCCAUGGACAUCUGGGGCGGCGAGAACUUUGAGAUCUCCUUCCGCGUGUGGCAGUGCGGCGGCAGCCUGGAGAUCCUCCCGUGCAGCAGGGUGGGUCACGUCUUCAGGAAGAAGCAUCCGUACGUCUUCCCUGAGGGCAACGCCAACACCUACAUCAAGAACACACGUCGCACGGCUGAAGUCUGGAUGGACGACUUCCGUCUCUUCUACUACUCUGCUCGGCCUGCAGCACGAGGGAAGGAGUACGGAGACAUCCAGAGUCGUGUGCAGCUCCGCCAGAGGCUCAAAUGUCAAUCCUUCCAGUGGUACCUCACCAACGUCUACCCUGAGCUCAAGGUCCCUCAGGACUCGGACCUGGGCUCCGGCGUGAUCCGUCAGAGACAGAACUGUCUGGAGUCUGGUCGGGCGGAGGGUCAGGAGCAGCCCGUGCUCUUGCUGGGACCCUGUGCAGCCAGAGAGGGCGCUGCCGCGCAGCAGGAGUGGGUCUACACUCACGGGCAGCAGAUCCGCCAGCAGCACCUCUGUCUGACUCUGGCCACCACCUUCCCUGCGUCUCAGGUGCUGCUGCUGCCCUGCGACCUGGCUGACAGCCUCCAGCGCUGGCAGAGGUCCGGCACCCACCUGGAGCACCUGGUGUCCCACUUCUGCCUGGACUCGGAGAUGGCUCUGGACGGUCUGGACCCGGCCCGGAUGCUGGUCAUCAGCCCCUGUGAGGUGACCGCCUACACUCAGAGGUGGGAGGUCCCCUUCUCCUGACCCGGGAGGUUCUGUGGGAGCAGGACCGGACCCCAGGGAGCGACAGAGCUCCGCCUCCUUCCUGCUUCAGACUCUUGUUUGUGUGGAGGUGAGGAGGAGGCCCUGGAGCGUGAGGUCACUUCCUGCCAGCUGUGGGUUGAGAGACUCUGCCGCCUCUGUAGCAUUCGCCCUCCACCACAAACUCUUUUCAAUAAAACAAUAUUUUUUCAGCAGAAACGCGCCACUGGUCACGUGACUCCGAUUGAUGGUCCUGACCGUGUCACAUGACAGUGGGCUCCGCAGGUGUCAGAGGUCAGGCUCAGCAGUGACCCGAUACAACGCAGACGUUCAUACCAAAAUAAAUACAUUUAUUCACAAACCGUCCGGCCACAGCAGGGGGCGCUGCUCCGGCUCCUUCAGGGUCGAGAGGUCGGCGCCGUCACGUGACCCGUCGGGUCAGGCGGAAGCGAGCGAGCAGUGGAAGGUGGUCAGACGAGUGCUGGCGGUUGGGAAGGCCGUUGACGGCCACCAGAUCGGACCAGCCGACCAAUGAGAGCCGGCCGAGCAGCUGCAGGCCCCGCCCACUCGGAGA